This is a messenger RNA of Caenorhabditis angaria, 1119 nucleotides long. The record is from the annotation of a GenBank genome assembly. NCBI's taxonomy places the organism in Eukaryota, Metazoa, Nematoda, Chromadorea, Rhabditida, Rhabditidae.
AUGACGAUGGGUGAAGGUUCUUCUGUCGAACAAUUUGCGAUGCGUUCACGAGCCGCAAGAACUUCAUCAAAUGAAGGGCUCAAUGAUCAACCAACAUUCAAGGAUAUCGUUUUUAUUGAGAGAAAAGUGAAAAGUGGAGAUACUCUUAAUAAAUUAGCUAUUAAAUAUCAAGUUAAUGUAAGUUUUUUUGUAUAUUUAAAACAAAGGAAACCCUUGUUUUUAAAUAUUUUAGGUAGCUGAAAUAAAACGUGUAAAUAACAUGGUAAAUGAUAUGGAUGUGCAAGCCUUGUCAAAAAUCAAAAUCCCAGUCAGCAGAAUGCGAAUGGCAUUAGGUGUACAAACAUCGAGUCAAGAUGAGCAAGAAGAUGAUGAUGUUCUUAUUGAUAUUGAUGAUAGAACACAUUUGCUAUCGAAAUCGAGAGAUACAAGUGUUGAGGAUAUUUUUAGCAAAACUGAUUCGAAUAUUGCACAAGUUCGUGAGGCUUUGCCGGAAGAUGGGAUAAAUACGGGCAGUUUUCAUUUUGUGACUGCGCGUGAUCCAAAUUCUGGCAAUAUUUCGGUUUGGCUUGUUGUUGUUGGUGAGAUUUUGGGGGAUAAUGCAAAAAUAUUGUAUUUGUGCUGGAAAUUUUUGAAUUUUAAUGUUUAAACCACAAGUUUUGCGCUAGAGCACAUUUGCUUUUCCACAUUGAAAAAUCACAAUUUUUAGCUGAAAACUUGUGAAAAAUGAAAUUUUUCUCAUUGGAGCACAUUUUCUCGUCCGAAUUCGAAGCAAAUGUGCUCUAAUGAAAAAUAUUGAUUUUCUGCUUGAAAACGUAUAAUUUUCAGCCAAGAAUCUAUAUUUUCUCAGUGGAGCGCGUUUGAAUCUCCGAAUUCAAAAUCUAAAUCAUUUAAAUCAUGAUUUUCAUCAAUUUUUUUGAAUUCGGAGGAGCAAAAAAUGCUCUAAUGAGAAAUUAUAGAUUUUUGAAGCAAACAUUCUCUACUGAAAAACCACCAAAUUUUCCCUGAAAAUCAAAACCCUUCAAAAAUCCACGUUUUUUUCCAGCCGUCAUUCUAAUAUUCUGCAUUCUCCCUCUCAUCCUAACAAUCUACGAAGAAGAAGAAGCCGCGCAUCAAACUUGA